This is a messenger RNA of Colletotrichum karsti, 720 nucleotides long. RefSeq lists its product as uncharacterized. The transcript has a single exon. Bases 1 to 720 code for a protein of 239 amino acids. Lineage: Eukaryota; Fungi; Ascomycota; Sordariomycetes; Glomerellales; Glomerellaceae. The record is from RefSeq and is a predicted model, not a curated record.
AUGAACCCCGCAAGUGCUCGCGAAGCCAGCGCAUCAACUCCCCCAAACGCCGGCGAGCAUGGCAUCGAAGGAUUCUUCCGCGCCCAAAGCCUUCCAGGUCGACCCGCACGCGAGAUUCCCCGUCCCCGCGUCAACGUCAACGACAUCAGAACCUGGCUCGGAAAUGUGGAGACAGAAACAAAGUCCGACUUCGAAAAAGAUCCUCUGUCGGACGUCUUUCUCGCAAUGGAGGAGUACUUGAACAAGCUCGAUUUCAGAGAAACCGACCUCAACAACUUCAGGAUCAUGUACCACUGCAUCAGCGCCUGGGAUCACAGCGAGCCACAAAUCAAACAACUGAAGAGCUACAUGGCGGAGGAACGCUCGAAAAAGCGCGCGUGUCAGGCUGCUCUAGCUGCCAUCCGCGCUGAUAUGGAGCGCGUCCAGUCGAGGAUUGCUGCCUAUCGCUGGUGGCUCAAGUCGGCCAGGAUCACGGAGACGCAUCUGGGGAUUCUGAAGAGGCUUUCGAGAUCGUUUGUCCUCAUAGUAGGACAUAUUUCACUCUCCAUCACAGAAGUUGACAGCAGCUCGAAAAGAUGUGCCGAGAUGAAAGAGUUGGAAACCGAGUUGGCUGCAGCGCGAGCGAAGAUUUUCGAGAUCAGGACAAACCUCAAAGAGGAUCUCACGGCCAUGUUUGAGAAGAUAUCUGUUUUAGGAAGGGAGGCGGAGUCAACGCCGUGA